UGGCCGGGCCUAUUAGACGCAUACCUCAAUGCCGGUUGAAACACAGGCUGUUUUGAAGCAGCCACUCAUUCCCCUUUUCUGCCGGACUAGUCAAUAGCACACGACUACCAAUCCUAGCCAAGGCCGCGCUUCAUGGCUCAUUCUCCGGAACAAGGGGUGCGCUAUUCGCAGGGCAACAAGGACAUUGGCGCCGCGCGCAACUUCUCAUGGGAGUUCGCCGUUCCACAGAACAAGUUCUGGGACGACCUCCCCUAUACCGCGGGCCGCAACUUUCUCAGCCUGUUCGAGCCGGGCGAGCAGCCGUCCCUCGACGACGACGACAACGCGGAUAGCAACGCGCUGAGCAGGCCGGACAAACUGCGCCUGCUCCUCAAGCUCCUCCGCGAACGACUGGCCCGCAAGGAUGCCGACGCAGCCCCGCGGUCUUUCUACGACGUGGACUACCAGGCCUGGGACAAGACCUGGCUGGCGAUCGCGGGCAUCCAGCACGAGCUCCGGGACUUCGCCGCAGAGGAGCAGACGCUGCGCAUGCUGAUCGAGCGGAGGAAGGACUCGUCCAAUCUCUCGCAUCUUCACAGCCUGUCAGGCCUGCUUCUGGAGAAGGGGGCGUACGAAGAGGCCGAACGGACGGAAACAGUCGUGCGGGAUUGGCUGGAUAGCAAGCUCGGCAGGGAAUCGCCGCAGUCGCUCGGGGCGCGGCGGAUGAUUGCGCAGGCGGUGUGGAUGCAGGGUCGGCGGGCAGAGGGCGAGCGGUUGAUGGCAGAGGUCGGUGCGAUCAUUGACGAGACGGCUGAGGACAGUCCUUACGCCGUAUAUCGCGACCAGCAGCGCGAGAUGACAAAGGAGUUGAUGGAGAAGCUGAGAGCAGAGGGACGUACGGCAGAGAAAUGACGGCUCUUUAAUGAGUUUGUUAAUAACGUAUCUUAUAAGCGAGCCGGCCAUAUAAGCGAGCCGGCCACUUUACCCGCGACGCGUCACUUCCGCGCUUAAACCCAGAUUUUCUUUACAAC
Chaetomium strumarium is the source of this 1010-nucleotide messenger RNA. RefSeq lists its product as uncharacterized. The transcript has a single exon. Gene Ontology annotation, molecular function: protein binding. Bases 133 to 891 code for a protein of 252 amino acids. Lineage: Eukaryota; Fungi; Ascomycota; Sordariomycetes; Sordariales; Chaetomiaceae. The record is from RefSeq and is a predicted model, not a curated record.